This is a messenger RNA of Drosophila teissieri, 853 nucleotides long. RefSeq lists its product as uncharacterized. NCBI's taxonomy places the organism in Eukaryota, Metazoa, Arthropoda, Insecta, Diptera, Drosophilidae. The transcript has 2 exons. Bases 45 to 782 code for a protein of 245 amino acids. The record is from RefSeq and is a predicted model, not a curated record.
CGCUUUUAGACGUUUACCAACACAGCCAAAAAAACCAAAAUAAGAUGCCACCGCCGCAGAAAAAACAUAGAUUAAGUGCUAUUAAAGCUAAUAUUCAGCAGAUUAUAUCGAGUUUGGGGCAACUGGAGCAACAGAGCAGCGGGUCAGGGCGCGAUUUCGAUGUGCACCGGGCGGAGGAGCUGCAGCGGAGCACGGCAACCCUGCUGGAUGAACUUGAUAAAGUGCCGGCCCAACAAGUAGUCGACGAACAAAAACAAAGAAAACGCCGACGACGCUUAGACAGACGAAGCAAACAGCGAGUGAGACUUGCACCCAUCAAAUCAGAGCCCACAGAAAAGAAGUACUCAAUAAAACCGCCCCGGAAUCCAGCACUGGAACAAGCGGAGCACAUAUCCCUGCGCAAGCAACGGGAUGCAGCCUCCAUUUUGGAGACCUUCGACCUUCUGGAGAAACUAUGCGAAUCUCGUGGGGGAGACAAAGCUGCCCUUGGCCAAAAACUGACCCACAUGCGUCGUGUUUGGCGAAGAGUCCAAGAGGAGACUCAAGUGGGCAAUGUCAAGGAGUCCACGAAGGUGGCUUCACUCGAAUCUCAAUGGAAGGCGGUUUUCUUCGGCCAAUCUUUGCCAGCGACUAAAGCGAAUAAGGGGAAAUUUCUUGAAAUUCGCUCCACAUGGGAUUCUUACAUAAGCUACUGCGGCAGGGGCUCCUGUAUACCCAGAGGAUGGGUGCUGCCGCCAACAAAGCCCACAGCUCAGUGGGCGGCCUACCGAUGUACCACUUAGAAUAUGAAUUACCUAAUUUUUACUGCCUUAUGGAGACUAUAAAAACCAGACCGAACCUCACACUACACAUA